Drosophila ficusphila is the source of this 3094-nucleotide messenger RNA. It is a transcript of the gene Dis3, whose product is annotated as exosome complex exonuclease RRP44. Gene Ontology annotation, molecular function: RNA binding; 3'-5'-RNA exonuclease activity; endonuclease activity. Bases 69 to 3014 code for a protein of 981 amino acids. Gene Ontology annotation, biological process: rRNA catabolic process. The transcript is spliced from 5 exons. Gene Ontology annotation, cellular component: nuclear exosome (RNase complex); cytoplasmic exosome (RNase complex). The record is from RefSeq and is a predicted model, not a curated record. NCBI's taxonomy places the organism in Eukaryota, Metazoa, Arthropoda, Insecta, Diptera, Drosophilidae.
AACUUGCAAAGGCCUCUUAAUUCCGGCACACAUGUGAGGAAGAUUUGAUCCAGACGCGGUUUAAUAAAAUGCAAACUUUACGUGAAUUUACGCGUAAAACCAAGCGCGGUAAUAUCCUAAAGAUCGUGCGGGAGCAUUACCUCCGCGACGACAUCGGAUGCGGCUCCGAUCUGUGCCGACAGUGCUUCCAGAACGAGGUCUACCAACUGACGUCCCAGCACGAUAUCCAGAGCACCCUAUUCAAGUUUCCACACUACCUCGUUUUGGACACCAAUGUGGUGUUGGAUCAGAUAGAUGUGCUCGAGGAGGAUGUGCUCCGCAACGUAGUCGUGCUGACCACCGUACUUAACGAGGUGAAGCACAAGAGCUCCUCCAUCUACAAGCGGUUUAAUGAGCUAGUCCACGAUCGCACCAGGAACUUUUAUGUGUUUGUUAACGAGCAUCACAAGGACACUUAUGCAGAUCGCGAACCCGAUGAGACUGCCAAUGAUCGCAAUGAUCGAGCCAUCCGUCUGGCCACCAAGUGGUAUGAUGUUCACCUGCAGGCGUCACAAUCCCCCAAGGACUUGGAGCGAAGUGGCAGGGCUGCCACGCGGGUUAUUCUGCUUACCGAUGAUGCUGGGAAUCGUGCCAAGGCCGACGCUGAGGGAAUUCUGGUGGCCUCUGCCGCGGAAUAUGUAAAAUCCCUUGAGGAUUUUCCACUUUUGGUGGACAAACUGUCGCACAAGACGUUUGAAAACGAAAAGAAGGGCUUGCCCCAGUAUCCGGCGCAUCUCAGCAUGAAGGAGCUGCUCGAAGGACUACGCCAGAAGAAGCUACUGCAGGGCGCCUUUCAGGCCUCCAGAGAAAACUAUCUCGAAGGCAGUGUCAAUGUAGAGCAGUUUGAAAAGGGCAUCCUUAUCCAAGGCAGAGAAUCCCUUAACCGAGCUGUGGAUGGCGACCUGGUGGCGGUGGAGCUUUUGCCCGAGGAGGAGUGGUCAGCGCCUAGUGAAAUAGUGCUGGAGGAGAAAAACGUGUACGCGGACGAGGUACCCAGCGAAGAACGCGCCGAAGAUGAAAAAGAUAUGCUGAAGCAGGUGAAGGCAGCUGCCUCAUCUGCAGAGCGUACGCCCACCGGACGAAUUGUGGGCAUUGUGCGUCGGAAAUGGCGGCAGUACUGCGGCAUCCUGCAGCCCAGCCUUAUAGAGGACACCAAUCGGCACAUCUUUGUGCCGGCCGACCGCAAGAUCCCUCGCAUUCGCAUUGAAACAAGGCAAGCGGCCAAACUGCAGAACCAGCGCAUCAUUGUGACGAUAGACACAUGGCCAAGGAACUCACGGUAUCCGCACGGACACUUUGUGCGCUCCCUGGGACCACUUGGCGACACGGCCACAGAAAACGAGGUGAUUCUGCUGGAGCACGAUGUCCCGCACUGCAAGUUCUCGGACGAGGUGCUCAGCUUUCUGCCGCAGAUGCCCUGGACAAUUACCGAGGAGGACUAUGCCAAGCGCGUGGAUCUUAGGGAUUUGCACAUCUGCUCAGUGGAUCCGCCAGGCUGCACAGAUAUCGAUGAUGCCCUUCAUUGCAGAGAGUUGCCCAAUGGCAAUCUGGAAGUGGGUGUCCACAUCGCGGAUGUUAGUCACUUCAUAAGACCAGGAAAUGCAUUGGACAAGGAGGCAGCCGCCAGAGGAACCACCGUCUACCUCGUUGGCAAGCGUAUCGACAUGGUUCCCGAGUUACUCAGCUCGAAUUUGUGCUCACUGCGUGGAGGCGUAGAGCGGUUUGCCUUCUCCUGCAUUUGGGAGGUGGACCAAGAGGCUAAUGUGUUGAACAAGCGAUUCCACAAGAGCGUAAUCAAGUCCAAGCGAGCCAUGACUUACGAAGAGGCACAGGUGAUUAUCGACGACCCAUCGCAGCAGAAUGAAUUAGCCAAGUCCCUGAGAAAUCUUAAUAGACUGGCCAAAAUCCUCAAAAAACGGCGAAUGGACAAUGGCGCAUUGGUGCUCGCUUCGCCGGAGAUUCGCUUCCAGGUGGACAGCGAAACACACGAACCGCUUGAAGUGGAAGUCAAACAGAUGCGCGAGACCAACUCCAUGGUGGAGGAGUUCAUGUUGCUGGCCAACAUCACAGUGGCCGAGCAUAUCGCAAACGAGUUCACUGAAUGUGCGGUUCUGCGUCGCCAUCCCCGGCCCCCGCCCACUAACUUUGAUCCGCUGGUGAAGGCCGCCCGCUAUCAAGGAUUCCAGGUUGACAUCGAAACGGGACUGGAACUUUCGGCUUCGCUGGACAAGUGCGUGAAGGCGGACAAUCCGUACUUUAAUACCAUGAUCCGCAUCCUAACCACCCGUUGCAUGAUGCAAGCAGUGUACUUUAUAAGCGGCAGUCUGCAAAAGGAGGAGUUUUUCCAUUAUGGUCUGGCUGCACCCAUUUACACUCACUUCACCUCGCCCAUUCGUCGUUACUCCGACAUCAUGGUUCACCGCCUGCUGGCCGCCUCGAUUGGAGCGGAUAGCACCUAUGCCCAGUUGCUGGAGCGGAAGUCGAACGAGGAGCUGUGCCACAACCUGAAUUAUCGACACAAAAUGGCUCAGUAUGCAGGACGCGCUUCGGUGGCCCUUAAUACGCACCUUUUCUUCCGCGGCAAGGAGCAAGACGAGGAAGGAUAUGUGCUAUUUGUCCGCAAGAACGCUCUGCAAGUUCUCAUUCCCAAGUAUGGCUUGGAGGGAACUUUGUAUUUGAAGUCCGACAAGGAUGGCAAGGAUGGUCAUGAGCGCGUCAAGAGCGAAAUUGUGUUUACCUUUAACGAGGAGGAUUACACACAGAGAUGCGGCGACGUAGUUUUCCACUCCUUUGAUCCAGUGAAGGUCCGUCUUAGUUUGGAUUCCAGCAACGUGCAACACGAAAAGCUGAUCUUCCGACUAGUCAAGCCGUACAUCAAGGGAUUCAGUGUAGAAACAUCCAAAGAGGGAAAUAAUAGCCAGGCGGUUGCCACGCCUCCGCCCUCGAAAAAGACCAAGAAGGACAAGAAAAAAUAAAUAAACCCGGGCAUUAAUAAUUAAGUUGAAUUAGAUUAAGCCGAAAAAUAUAUAACUACAAUCGUUUUGUACAAAUGAAA